Messenger RNA from Fusarium venenatum, 2238 nucleotides. RefSeq lists its product as uncharacterized. The record is from RefSeq and is a predicted model, not a curated record. NCBI's taxonomy places the organism in Eukaryota, Fungi, Ascomycota, Sordariomycetes, Hypocreales, Nectriaceae.
AUGAACUCGCAACUCUGUAAAGUCUGUACCAAGCUCAAUAUCGAGGAGCUCGUUUCUGAACAGGGUUUCGCCUUACACAGCAAUCUUGCAAGACUCCACGAGUCUUCAGCUAUUUGUCAGCUGUGCAGUCAUGCCAUCAAGUGGAUCUCAACAGGCAACAUCGAAUUGAACCGUUUCGACGACAAUAUCGAGUAUCUCACUAGCCUGCAGGCUCGCGUCUUCUAUUGGCGUCAUGUCCACAACAAACAGGGCCUAACCAUAGUCGUCUCGCAAGUAGGCUCUCAAAUCCCGAACAAAGGCGAGGAAUUUUCUUGGCUUUUGAUGAGAACAUUGGACGGAGAUCCUGCGGAGAGAUUGGGAGCCAAGACUGCACGGCUGAUACCCGAGACCACUUGUAGUUCGGAGUCUACCAUCCAAGGACUAAAGUGGUUGAAGAAAUGCUUAAUUAGCAAAGACUGUUUCGAACAAUGUACACAUGCUGCCGAUCAUGAACUUGAACAAGGCCUUGCAGAGACACAUGGUCUUAAUGGCUUACUGCAUUCAGCUGCGUCCGACAGGUCGUUUGAGCAGAAAGAGGAUCAACGGAUACAAUUAUGCAGAGACAUCCAUACUCUCUACCAGAAACGAAACUUUCCGCAAGAUAGAAAUGCCACCAACGAAGAACGCGCAGCCAGGCUAGUCGAAGUGGUUAAUACAGGAUCAACCAUCAACCUCAGACUAGUCGAUGAUACAAACCAGUGCACGCCCUACAUUGCACUGAGUUACAGAUGGGGUAGUUUGGACGCAGUUUGGCAAACAACAACGAAUAACUUGGAGUCGCGCCUAUCAGGCUUCUCUAUCGAUGACCUCCCAAGGACAUUAUCGGAUUCAGUCAAGCUGACUCGCGAUCUCGGUUUCAAAUGGAUCUGGAUUGAUAGCCUCUGCAUCGUGCAAGAUGACACGGAUGAUUGGGCUAGAGAAGCUCUCAAGAUGGCCACCACUUACCAAAACGCCAUUGUCACCAUUGCCGCGGACUCCAGCCCAAACGCCAAGGAAGGGCUGCACAACAGCAAGUCGACAUCCAUGUUCAACACUGAAGACAGUAUUAAAAUCCGUAACAAGCUUGCCACUGGCGAAGAAAGCUCAGUUUACCUAUUUCCCAACCAAAAGACAAGAAUCGACGAAUCGAUCACCAACUUACGAGAUAUGGGCGAUCUUCUCGGUCACUGUUCACUGCGAGACCGAGGCUGGACCAUGCAAGAGCGUAUUCUUUCACCGCGCAUCAUCCAUUAUGCUUCUGAUCAACUUUAUUGGGAGUGCUACCACGGAAUCCAGGAAAGUGAGGAUGAACUCCUCUGGAUGAGUCGCGGCUUGACCAUUCCAAAGAUAGCGCAUUGUGUCAGGUUAGCGAAGGAUGCUGAGCAAAAGAAAAAACAGUUGAAGAAACUACUUCGGUACUGGUAUGUUCAUUUAGUAGGAGGAGAUUACUCACAUCGCUCGUUGACAUACGGCGAGGACAAGCUCGUUGCUAUUGGCGGCGUAGCUAAAGCUCUCGACAGCAUCGACCCGAUGGGCUACAUGGUCGGUCACUGGGGAGAUGAUGAUGAUGAGCUUGUCAAAAGUCUCUGUUGGAAACGCGGCGGCCCUGGUCAGAAAGCUCCCAAGUACCGUGCACCUUCUUGGUCUUGGGCCAGCCAAGAUUCAGUCGUUGACUUCGGAAGUUACAGCCUUGUUGGGAUGGACGAUGAUAAGAUUGUAGCUGAGCCUGUUGCAUGGCAAGCUUCAGCUCCAGAUGGGACUUUCUUUGGGCGAUGUACCAACGCCUACAUCCAGAUUAAAGCAAAGUUCGCGCGUGGAACAGUCUUUCCAAAUUGCGGUCACGACUUUAGUAAUUACCAUCAAGCAGAAUUCGGCGCCGGAUACAGUGUUGAUCCUCCAAAGGAGAGGUGUGCAUUUCUCAUGCUUGAGGGUGGAGAGACAUCUGAUCUUGUCUGGCUGGAUGAAAGUCAAGUUAUGCAAGAUCCAGUGCGGGAGGGUAUUGAUGUCAAGGUUGUGAUGCUCUCUGAGAUUCAACCCGAAGGUGAAGAUCCAUAUCCAGGGGCUUGUUUGAUCUGCACUCUGGAUGAGAGGUAUCACUUGACUAGGAUUGGGUUUACCGAGAGUGUCAAGCCGUGGAAGGAAGGGCUAGGGAGAGAGGCUCCUUCGGUUAUUGGGCCAAAGCUUUGCGAUAAGAACGCUAUGGAGCUGAUCAUUAUCUAA